UGAUUGGUCGCAGCCGGUGGUCGUCAUAGCAACGAGAGUGUUUAAUUGACGUGUGUGGGCCGGACGGACAAUACACACUUCUUGGUCGAAAUUGUUUGUUCUUUCUGGCACCCAUUUAUACUCUCAUCAAAAAGUCCACUCUGACCCUAACCAAACAUCCCAGAUGACAUAACAUUCAACAAAAAUUCUUAGGCCCCUCCCUCCUCAACAUCCAAUAAAGUAGAAGCGAGAAGUUGUUAAAAAAGAAGGAAAAACAACGGGGAGGGAGUGAAAGAAAAAGCAGAAAGAAAAAAAAAGAAGGCAAAGAAAUAACAGUUGCGAGAAAAGAUAGAGAAAGGUCGUACAUUUAAACGAGAGCGUUUAAACGCCUAGCGCAGUUAGCAAAGAUAAGAACUCCUGUCUCUCCUCUGUUGUAGCUCGGGCAGUAUUACUCCUUGAACGUUAUGAGCAGACACUUGCCUCUUGUUUCUACACGUGGUUGGAAGCGAUAGCAACGGGCACCUCACUAAUCGGACCAAUUAUCAUCUUCUCAUUGCUGUAUUUGCUCAUUUCGAAUUGGCUGGUCAAUCACUGUUAAACGUGUUGGAUUUUUUUUAAAAUUCAAAUGAAUUUUGCUAUGGACGAUUCUAUCAUAUCGCCGAAACAGCACAUUUUUAUAUUUAUUAUCUAGUUCUGAUAUGCAUUAGAUGUAUAAAAAGUGGAUUUUAAUGAAGGUAGUGUCCAAGAAGAUGAUUAUUAUGUCUUAGAAUUUUUCUCUAUAAAUACUGGUGCGGAGAAAUUUUAUCACGAAAAAAAUUGUUUAAGGAUUAUGAGUGUCGAUUUAUUCAAGUGAAAAAUUAGAUAUAAACUCUGUUUAUACAAAAAAAAAAAGUUGUGAUGAGUUUCAGAACUGUAUUUAUAUAGUCAUUGUUAUCAUCUACCAGCAACAAUCCACGUGUUGAUAUAAUCGUGAGCGAGAGAAACUACAUCGCAAAGAAAAGAGGUAAUCAUUACUUCAACAAACACUUAUCUCCUGAAAAUAGAUAACGUGAAUUGGGUUCUUAUCGGCGAUAUAAUUACGACAAAAAUCAUUGGUCUUAAUAACAGUGGAGAAACUAUCGUUCUCAGCUGUAUCGAAACCAUUUCUUCUUCACGAUCGGGACUUUUUUUUCUUGAGGCUAACAUCGCCGGAAAAAUCCGAUUUGGUGCUACCACAGUGCGCUCUUCCCAGCGAAAUAGAAUAUAAACAAUACCGGACUCUAUAGCUUUAUACUGUCUGUUCUCUUGCGGGAAAACCUGGACCUAACCAGCUGUCCGGCUCUAUCCGCGGACCUGAACAAGAACUCCAGGUUUGCCUGAAGCGCCCGAGAAAAUUUUUCCUAUUUUUUUUUCCCUACUCUAUCCUCUAUCCAAUCAAAAUGUGAUUGAUAUGUUUUUGUAACAAAGCCCACCCACCCCAGCCUUCGUGCGAAAGGAAACAGACUGAAGUUGUCCUUACAACUCAAAAGGUUUAUUUUACUCCAGUGUCCGCCUUCUGUUGAAUCUCAAAAUACUAGAGGGACUCCUUCCCCCCGAGGGUAUACGUAGAUCUCCCGUUCCUCCCCCCCCCCCCCCUUUUGUUCUCUCUUGGUGUUGUUCUGACUGCCAGAGAGAAAAGAUCACUUGGUAAUUUCACAGCUCAACAAAGAUUUCGAGAGUUACCGUGGAUGAAGCGAUGUGUGAAACUGUCGAGGGGAGAUUGUGUGACCGUAUAUAAACUGAGAUCUUUUCGGCAGUCUUCAAAAUAAAUUUCGGUGUCAAGCCACCUGUUUCUGCAGAAUCUGUGGUGCUUCAAAGAGACUUAUCUCUAAAACUGGACAAAAUUACAUCUAAUGUUGAUGCACUACUUAUUAUUCUUUAUGAAAAUUAAUUACUCUUAAUUAGACAUUGAUAAAAACAACAGACAUUACUCUACAGUGUGGACCGAUUACGCUGCAUAACGGGGGUGUUAAAAACUGAAAAAGUGAACACCAUCGCAUUUAAAAUUUGUUACAUUCUUUAUGAAAAUUAAUUGAGAGUAAUUGAACAUUAUCAAAAACUGCUGAACUGCUAAUCAAGAACUGAUAACACUAAAGAACUAGUUGUGAAAGACUACCAAACUGGUAUGUGUCAUGCAUUUUAUCAAUCGGAUUCUUGCAUAAUCAUUUCUUAUACUGCCGUCAUUAAGAAAGCCGCGGAGGUUUCAGUAUCAGAAGAUUUGUGUGCAUCCAUGUGGACAGUACCCAUAUAAGACUAUGGCCAACCGAUAUUUUCCGAUUUUUGCUGAUCCAAGAAGUUUCGUCUAUUCUCCUACGAUGUUGUACGGGCACAGGACUGCCGAUGGUGUGAUAGGGGGAUUCCGGCACCUAUCCGGUUACGAUAUGGGUCGCGUGCUUGCACCCUCGCAGUCGAACUCGACCCACGAGGGGGGCCGGCCCGACCCUCCGCCACAGAAGCCGCCUUACUCCUACAUCGCUCUUAUCGCCAUGGCAAUCAGGAGCACCCCUGACAACAAAAUAACACUUGACGGCAUUUACAAGUUCAUCAUGGACAGAUUUCCAUAUUAUCAUGAUAACAAACAAGGAUGGCAGAAUUCCAUUCGGCACAAUCUGAGCCUGAAUGAUUGUUUCAUCAAGGUACCCAGAGAAAAGGGCAAGCCUGGAAAGGGCAGCUACUGGACUCUUAAAAAUAACGGCGAAGAGAUGUUCGAAAAUGGGAACUUCAGACGCCGGAAACGGCGCACCAAAUUAUCCACUUCAAAGUCUAGCAAUGAAAAUCCCAAUUCCAAUUUAUCUGAUUCAAUCAUAAACAAAACAAGCAGUAUGGACUCAGCUGCGAAGUCUGAAAAGCGAUCAUCCACCAAAUGCACGACCAAGCCACCAGAACCUUUAACUUGCAGACCAGGAGUGAUAGUCACACAAGCUUCGACUAAAUGUAAAAAUUUAAAUUCUGAUGACACAGACUGCCCAUCGACCAACAAAAUGAUUUCCAGAGACAAAUCUACCUCUCCGUUGACACCUAAAGCUGCAAAUUUUGCAAUCGAAAGACUGAUUGGUAACUCUUCACCAGAAGACAACGGAAAGCGAACUAGUUCACCAGAGGAACACGAAUCUGUGAAGGAUUUAGAAUUCACAAGACCUGUCGUCGCAAGUGACGGGUCAUCUAGUCUAAUAUCGCCAUUGUGUCAGCAGUUGAUGCUACUGAACAAGGACAAAUAUCUCACCAAUCAUUUGAGCCCGGCUGUCACAUCCCAAGCAUCAUUACUAUACUCCCACAUAAACUUGUUCAACAGCAAAGUAAUCCCAUCUUAUCCGAACUCGCUAGGCCUAACUUGGCCUCAGAUUUCAGUUCUUAAUGGAAUGACUGAUGCUGCGAAUAACCACACACAAGGUUCAUUCAUUCCUUCUUGGUUCAAUUUCCCACCUAUGACAAAAGCCAUAUGGAGCGGAUCGUCGUCAGGUCGCUAUUCUCCCGCCGAUGCCGGUAGAUGGCGCGAGUGAUUUAAGUUAUGCAUUUAUGUCGAUUUUUUUUUUUUUAAUUGACUGAAAAACUCGUGUUGUCUUUUGAAUGAUCUGAUCAUGUUGGCGCUUGUGUAUGUAUCAGUCAGUGGGCGAUAUUAUGAAACUGAUAGUCGUCUGGAGAUCAAGUUUAGUUGUUUCAUACCAUCUGCGCUCAGUGUAGAUCUUAAUUUGAGAUGAGAUGAAUGUUCUUUUUUAUAAAUCCACGAAAAUAUCUAGAAGAGUAAAUGAAUAGUUAAUUAUUUUAGAAUAAUUAUUGUAACUGUAUUUAAGUUUUAUUGAUGAAUUUUACGAAUUGGAGUAUAAAAACAUAUUAAGUUGAAAUUACAAAUUUAGUAAUUUUUAAUAGCAUGUCAACAAAUUUAGAUAUUAUUUGGCAACAAUUUUUAAAAUGAAACUGUGAAUGAUUACUUUGAAAUUGAUUACUGUGUAUAUUACUGUUAAUUAUAAGCUGAUUACUGUGAAUUCUACUACUGUACAAAAAUUGAUAGUUGGAGUUCAUGUAAGAAAAGUGUUUUAAAUUGACAAAAUGUUUCUUUUAAAGCAUUUAAAAUGAAUGUGUAUCAUUGUUAAUCUUAAAAUCUUUUCUUAUUGUGUGCGUUUCAACAACAUUUUAUUACAUGAUAUUAAAAAAAUAGAUGAUUACUCUAAAUUAUUUACAUUCGAAUAAAUAAAUGUUACAAUAAGUAAAAUACAUGAAAAUAGUAUAUUAAAUUAAUUUCUUCAUUAAUGAAUAGUAAAUUAGUACUUACUUCAAAUGCCAU
Molecule: messenger RNA, 4279 nt
Organism: Argiope bruennichi
Lineage: Eukaryota; Metazoa; Arthropoda; Arachnida; Araneae; Araneidae
Product: forkhead box protein C1-A-like
Exons: 2
Coding region: 2253-3497 (414 amino acids)
Biological process (GO): regulation of transcription by RNA polymerase II; anatomical structure morphogenesis; cell differentiation
Molecular function (GO): DNA-binding transcription factor activity, RNA polymerase II-specific; RNA polymerase II cis-regulatory region sequence-specific DNA binding
Source: RefSeq, a predicted model, not a curated record